Molecule: messenger RNA, 903 nt
Organism: Rotaria sordida
Lineage: Eukaryota; Metazoa; Rotifera; Eurotatoria; Philodinida; Philodinidae
Source: the annotation of a GenBank genome assembly
AUGCAAAUAUAUUUAAAUCGAUUAAUUCAAAAUCAAUAUUUUCAAUUGAUAUUACAUUUAAUAUCUCCUUUAGUCGAUAUUUUAUUAUUCAUAUUUAUAAUUAUUUGUAAUAAUAUUAAACGUAUUUGUUUCGAAGUAUAUCUUUUAUUUACACGACUUCCACCUACACAAGCAUGGAUGGAUCCACGAGAACAAGAACUAGUAGUGAAAUAUAUUCAGAAAUUAAAACGAGAACGAAGUGAACAAAAAAUAUCUAUGGUUGAAUAUGGUGCUGGUAGUAGUACAUUUUUCUUCAGUACUUAUGUUGAUUAUUAUGUUAGUAUAGAGCAUAGUCCUCAUUAUUGUCGUGAACUUGAACGUAUGGCUAUUAGUCAACCACAUCGAUCUGUUAAAAUAUUUUAUAUGGGACGUAAUUCAUCGGGAUUUUAUAUAAAACAUUGUUUUGAACAAAAGCCAGAUAAAUUAAAUUUAACUUCACAUAUUGAAAUAUAUUGUGUACCAAGAAAUGCAUAUUCAUUUAAAGCUUAUUACUUAUGGGCAACAAGUAAACGAAGUACUUAUACAAUGUAUCGUGAUUAUGUCGAUUUUCUUUCAAUAUAUUUUCGUAAUACAAAAUUUGAUUUUGCUUUUCUUGAUGGACGUGCACGACCACAAGUUGCUUAUGCUAUAUUGAAACAAUUAAAUGGACUAAAUGCAAAAGUAUUUAUACAUGAUUGGAACCAACGUAAAGAAUAUCAUAUAAUUGAACGAGAAUUUUAUAAUAUAAUUGAUCAACAAAUUGAAAGUACUCAAUCUGGUGGUGGAGGUCUUGUUGUAUUACAUAGAAAAUCGGAAGGUAUUGGAGAAAAAAAUAUCAAUGAUAUUGAUUGGAAAUAUGGAAAAGAACCAGAAUGGUGGAUUUAA